Aureobasidium uvarum is the source of this 1418-nucleotide messenger RNA. NCBI's taxonomy places the organism in Eukaryota, Fungi, Ascomycota, Dothideomycetes, Dothideales, Saccotheciaceae. The record is from the annotation of a GenBank genome assembly.
CCUUGGCAAAGGACUUUACGGAGAGGCUACCUAUCCAGUCGGCCCAGGUGUUUCUUAAUCAGAACAUGACAUUGGGUAUCAUGUCCGAGGAAACCAUGUUCAGAGUCGUAUCGACGAGCGGUACAGUCAGAACUGGAGUGCUCAACUUGCCCAAUCGACAAGCCAUCAAAACACCACAUUACCUGGCUCUAGCCUCCCGAGGGGCUAUACCGCACUUGACCCAGGACAAUGUCAGCAAGCACACCAACAUUUGUGGUGCAUACAUGGCAGCAGAAGACUGUACUCCAAUUCUCAAGUACAAUCCGCCGGAUGGAACAUCGCGACUGCGAGCAUACACCGCUACCCCCGACAAUCAUGUCCUGGUUCUCGGAGCCCGCCGUUCACCCCCCGUGCCCUCGCCAGGAGCAAGCACCGAUAGCCAGAUGAGCAUCAUGACUGCUUUUGGCUUUACCAAACUUCAAGACACGGCUUUCCGAAACCUGACAUCUUCGCUCAACCCGGACAUCAUUGUAGGACUGGGAGACAUUCCGUAUGGAUACUACAAAGUCAGUUACAAGAAGAUUGACAAGAUUACAAAUCGGACUGCCAAAUGGAUGCAAGCACAUGUCGACGAAAGAGCGGUGGCCAAGAAAGAGCAAGGAGAACUACCACUGCUGUAUGCACCUCUACUACCCAUCUCUGCCGAGUCGCAGAGAUACUACAUUGAGCAUCUCGAAGACAUGGUGCAAGACAUACAAGGAUUGACUCUUUACAACACAAUCACUCUGGGAGAUCUUCCUGAACAGCUGAAAGCCCUUCCUCGACUCGGUCUGACUGAACCCAACAACCCUCGUGCAGUGUUGCAAGAUGUGUCUCAAGGCAUUGAUAUCCUGACUCUGCCUUUUCUCAGCACCAUCACAGACGCAGGCGUAGCAUUGGACUUUCGAUUCCCGGUUUCUGGUCCCCUACCAGAGGAGCCUUUGCCGCUAGGUGUGAACAUGUGGGAGACGAGGCACGCGACCGAUGUAUCACCACUGCGGAAGGAUUGCCCUUGCUACGCUUGCACGAACCAUCAUCGAGCGUUCCUGCAGCAUCUCUUGUCGGCCAAAGAGAUGCUGGCCUGGGUGCUUUUGCAGAUCCACAACCAUCAGAUCAUGGAUGAGUUCUUUGCUGGCAUACGCGAGAGCAUCAGUCGUGGCACUCUUGAACAAGAUAUUGCCGACUUUGAGCGAUUCUACGAACCGGAGUUGCCAGAGUCAAAUGGUCGCGGCUAUCAGUUCAAAUCGGAGGGCCCUAACGAGCGCAAGAGAAACUCGGCGCCGUUUACGGUCUACAAAGCGAAUCCGGACAAGAUUGUAGACAAAGGCUCAGUGCCUGUGCCUGGUCCUGAUACCGUUGCCGAAGAUUUGGAAAGAGUUGGGUUCGCUGAGAAGAUUGAA